This is a messenger RNA of Monosiga brevicollis MX1, 447 nucleotides long. RefSeq lists its product as uncharacterized. The transcript has 2 exons. Bases 1 to 447 code for a protein of 148 amino acids. The record is from RefSeq and is a predicted model, not a curated record. Lineage: Eukaryota; Choanoflagellata; Craspedida; Salpingoecidae.
AUGACGCGCGCUCUCUUUCUCUCUCUCUCUCUCUCUCUCUCUCCGAAUCUCUCUCUUAAUCUCUCUCUCUCUCUCUCUCUCUCUCACACAAUCUCUCUCUCUCUCUCUCUCUCUCUCUCUCUCAAAAUCUCUCAAAAUCUCUCAAAAUCUCUCUCUCUCUCUCUCUCUCUCUCAAAAUCUCUCAAAAUCUCUCAAAAUCUCUCGCUCUGUCUCUCCAAUUCCUUCCACACCACACACACCUUCACCAUCUCCACAUCAUUCCCUUGCCGUUGCCCACACACACACACACACACACACACACACACACACAUAGUUCACAGUCAGUGUGUCAAGCUUGAGGCAAGGGCUCAGCAGCUCGUGCUCCAAAGGUGUCUCACUACAACGGCCGACAUGUACUGGUCGUCCGGACACCUGGAUCAGAGUGCUAGUGGGCCAAUGAUAUUGUGA